UGCAGCGUCCCGGACAGCGAGACCCUCAGGCCCGAGUUCGAACUCCAAGUCGCUCAUUCCCAGCCCACGCAGUCUCUCACCCCGUGCCACACGCCGGGCCUUCCCCACCACCUCAUCUGCCUGGGCGCGUCAAGGGCUCGGUGAGGCAGCCGCAGCUUUGCCUGUUAAAGGCCAGAGCGUCCCAUCUCUGAAAUGACGGAGGGAACAGAGCUCAAGCUUGAAUCACUGAGCGCGGCCCGGCAGUCCCUGAGAUUCGCCAGAGAAUAAGCCUGAUGGGAAGUCUGGAGAUAACGGGACACCCAACCAACAGGCGGGAGCUGCCGGAUUAAUCACCGCUGCCGCUGGCCACCCCUGUGUGCUGAUGUCCUGGGACCGGAUCCCCGUGCCCCGUGCCUUCAGAUGCUGGAGCCUACGGAGGGCGUCCGAAACCGCCCUACAGAACAGUCGCCGGGCAGUUGAAGAUCAGCUAAAGAUAUGUGGCCACAAGAGGGACGAUGAUGUCUUUGAGCUGUUCCUUUCUAAAAAGGAACUGACAGAGGUCAUUGAUCUUUCUAGGUUUAAAAAAUUAAAAUACUUAUGGCUUCAUCAUAACAAGCUCCAUGGAAUAACAUUUCUAACUAGAAACUAUUGUCUGACAGAACUAUAUCUAAACAACAAUGCAAUCUUUGAGAUACAAGGCCUGCAUUAUUUGCCUUCAUUGCAUAUACUCCUGCUACACCACAAUGAGUUAACCAACCUUGAUGCGACAGUGAAGGAAUUAAAGGGAAUGCUAAAUCUGAAGAUCCUAAGUCUAUACCAAAACCCUUUGUGCCAAUAUAACCUGUAUCGUUUAUAUAUCAUCUACCACCUUCCAGGAGUGGAGCUGCUUGACCGAAAACAAGUUACAGAAAAAGAAAGAAGAUCAAUGAUUACCAUUUUUAACCAUAAAAAGGCUCAUAUUGUUCAAUCGAUAGCAUUCGGAGGAAAAGUAGAUGCUUCAUGGGAUCCUAAAUCACCAUUUAAGCAAAAACCAACCCAGAGAGUACCUUCAGAUUUUGCAUUUGCAAAUAAUGUAGACAAAACUGUGUUUGAUGACCCAGAAGAUGCUGUUUUUGUGAGGUCCAUGAAGAGAUCAGUGAUGACUUUUUCCUCUAUGAACUGGGACACAGUUCCAACACGAGAGGAAAGAUACCUUGAAGAGGAAGGCACAGAACCUGCUCAGAUGCUCACAGUUACACUGAGAUAAGCCCUGGUAUUUCUAGAAAUCUUAGUGGUUUUCAGUUUUUAUUAUUAUUAAAGUUCCUUGUGACUUAGCAUAUUACAUACUUACUACGAUAUUAUUUGAGACAUUUAAAUGUAAACAGAAACACCAAUGAUGAAAAGUAAUUCCUACAUUUUAGGUUUUUAAAUGUAAAGUUGUUGAAGUAAAAAUGUAAUUCCUAAGUGUUCAGCUCAAGCAAUUUUCAAAAAUUGAACAUGUUUAUGUAACUACCAUUAUAGAUCAAGAAAUAGAACAUUAUCAGGACUCUAAAAGUUCCCUCCUUCCUGUGUUAGUCACUACUCAGACUUCCAAAGUAAUCACUGUCCUGAUUUCUAGACAAUAAAUUAAUCGGGGAGAGAGAUCCAAGAUGGCUGAUCACUAACAGCUCGGGAUU
Messenger RNA from Saimiri boliviensis boliviensis (Bolivian squirrel monkey), 1634 nucleotides. It is a transcript of the gene LRRC72, whose product is annotated as leucine rich repeat containing 72. The record is from RefSeq and is a predicted model, not a curated record. Lineage: Eukaryota; Metazoa; Chordata; Mammalia; Primates; Cebidae. Gene Ontology annotation, molecular function: protein binding.